GUUAUGCUGGCGUAAGCCAACUUUAUGCCGUUACGCUCGCUGAUAUGUUUCUGUUUCUCGGUUUCUGACAAGAACGAAUCAGGAGAGGUGUCUGUGAGGGCAAGCUGCUUCAGGUCAAUGAGGAAAAGCGAGAGACCACACAACUUAAGUGUAGGGAAAUGAGAGCAGUUUGUUCUCAAAGAUUCUAAGCCUGUUGAACUGCUGGCAUGCCAGUGCUCAUGUGUGGCAGGGCUUGUGCUAUGCAAUCACAUUGCAGCAUUGCUGUACCAAACCUCAAAUUACAGCCAACAGGGAGCAAUAGCUGUCCCCCCUACUCACAGCUGUACAGGGUCUGAGCAACAAUGGCACAAACCCAGGACCCAGGGUUUCAAGCCUGGUCCAACAAAUGAGAUGGUAGUGUUGUCAGCUCGGCCCAAGGAGAGAAGAGUGGCUGAAGGAAUCCGGAGUAACUUAUACAAAGGAGCCUGUAACCUGAGCUGUGACCUUCCAGACAUGUCAGUCCUUCGGUUGAAUGACAUCUCCCAAGGCAUGCCAAGGGAAACUGCUCCACUAAUAACAACCAUGGGAAUAGCAGGGGGUGUACCAUUAGUAGACAGUGCCUUUGGAAAAGUCCAAGAAGGUAGCGUUCUCUCCUACCAUCUUCCAGCAUGGACUCCAUCAAUGACACAUCUACAUGUGACUGCACCACCACGACCAUCCUUACCUCUUGAUGGUUACUCUUUGGGGCCCUCGGAGUGUUGUUUUGUGCUUAACUACCAUCAGCAGCUGCACAUGAAAUCUCUUGAAACAUCAGAGAUCAUGGCGCACCAACUUGAGGAAAGCACAAGACAACAGAGCACACUGAAGGAAUGGCACCUUCUAAGAAAGCCACGAGUGACUUCCUCUAGAUUCAGAGAGGUUUGCCAUGUGAGAGGACAGUCCUCAGCGGAGAACCUGGCACUCAGGAUUUUACGCCCAGGUUAUCAGACCGCAGAACUGAAGAGGGGUCUUCAGAUGGAGCCCAAGGCUGUAGAAGAGUACUGCCUUGUUAAGGAUGUAAACCACUAUCCUUGCGGUUUCAUCAUCCACCCAGAUGCACCAUGGCUCGGGUCAUCACCAGAUGGGUUGGUAUACAACCCGAAUGCUGAGCCUGCGUUUGGACUGCUGAAGGUGAAGUGUCCUAAUGUGAGAAGCUAUGUAGACUGUACGUACCUUAGGGUCUCUGAUGGAGUGCUACAGCUAAAAACCAUCUUACACGUACUACUGGCAGGUACAGGGACAACUGCUCAUUACUGGUCUGGAAUGGUGAGAUUUUGUUGUCUAUGCAGAAGAUGACAUGUUCAUUCAAAGAAUAUAUAGGGAUGGCAGAAUCAUGAAAACAAUGAAAGAAAAGGUUGAUUUCUUCUAUUUUUACUUUUAUCUACCUAUGCUUUUGGCUUGAAAAAAAUCAUGCCAUUGACAGUACUUGUUUCAAUCAGUUUUAAUCAGUUAGUAUUUAUAUUAGGUUUUAGUGUUAAUUUGAUCAUCCAUUUCAAAAACUCAUUUAUCCCAGUGUCUAUUAAACUCCUAAAUAGCCAUAAGUAAAAUGAAGAUCAGGCCUGCAUAGAUAGAGAUGCUUUAUUAAUCCCGAAGGAAAUUAAGGUGUCUAAUAUCUUAUACAAAUACACAUACAUACACAUAGGCACACAGACAUAUGACAUCCACGUACACAUACAUAUUACAGAAAUACAAAGGAAGAUAUCUAUACUGUGCCCUCUCAGUAAAAUUAGAUUGUAGAAUGUUUAAAUGAGCGGUGUGCAAAAAAAGCAGAAAGGUGCAAUGGUAACGUAGUGCAAGAGAGUAUCAGUAUCACUCCAGUCCAGAGUAGUCCAUGACGAUGGAGAUUUGUAAUUGUUGUACUUGUGAACUCUCUUUUUUAAUUUAUUUAUUUUAAGUAAUGUUUAACUGAUGCAUUGCAUGACACAAUGUUUGGUUUUAUACACCAUUAGGACCAUUGUACACUCUGUUGUAUGAUGUUGUACAGUAUCUGAUGUUUGUACAUGCUGUCUGAAAUGAUGGACAUAUUUUUUUCCACUGACUGAAAUGUAUUUAAAUUGUUGACUGUAGAACAUGUCACCUUCAAUUACAUAUUUUCUUAUGUUCAUUUGUUCUGAGAUUAUUUAUUUGUAUCUAAACACAGUAUUGUGUAAGUGCUGCUUGUAAUGACCACAGUAAAAUACACGU
Messenger RNA from Perca flavescens (yellow perch), 2202 nucleotides. RefSeq lists its product as uncharacterized. The record is from RefSeq and is a predicted model, not a curated record. The transcript has 5 exons. The coding region runs from base 391 to 1314 and encodes 307 amino acids. NCBI's taxonomy places the organism in Eukaryota, Metazoa, Chordata, Actinopteri, Perciformes, Percidae. Gene Ontology annotation, molecular function: zinc ion binding.